AUGAGUGUUGCCCAUUGGAAGAACCUGGCGCGUAUGUCUUUCGAGAACCAGGAAGCGUUCAAGCCUCAAAACCCCAAUCUGGGUCAAGGAGAAGUUCUAGAAACCGCCGAUAAUGACAUUGACAUAUCGUCAUCGAUGGCAGAUCUUGUGCGCCUGGAGAGCCGGGAAAUAUUUGUAGUGGAGAAGAACGGGCUGAAUACCCCUGUGACCUGUUGGCCAGGCAAUGUUAGAGCAUGUACACUUCUCUCGGCUGACUUGAUUUCCUCCACCCCCAAAUGGCAUAGUGAGGAGUUGGCUGAGGUGGUUGGCAAGUUAGCCAAAAUCCAAGAAAAGCAGAGCUUAAUGAAGGGAGGAGGAUGGUGCUUAGCCAUUGCACCCGUAUUCCGAAGGUUUUGCACCCAAGGAACCGUUGCACUGCCCGCACGGCUUGUUUGCCGGAACUGGCCUGGCUAG
This is a messenger RNA of Coccidioides immitis RS, 453 nucleotides long. RefSeq lists its product as uncharacterized. The transcript is spliced from 2 exons. NCBI's taxonomy places the organism in Eukaryota, Fungi, Ascomycota, Eurotiomycetes, Onygenales, Onygenaceae. The record is from RefSeq and is a predicted model, not a curated record. Bases 1 to 453 code for a protein of 150 amino acids.